AUGGUGUUAACGCGAUCACGAGCCCUUCUUUCCACUGGUCUCCAGUCAGCGACGACUGCUGCUUCUAAGCGGACAGCUGGAUCCAAACGACGAGAUCAAACGAAACGAUUAGCGACGACUAAAACGACAGUGGCAAAGUCGGCAACGGGGAACAAGAAACCGAAAUUAGAUAAUCCUUUAAUUGCUCUCCCAGAUGACUGUAUCAUAGGAACAUUGCAAUGCAGACCUUCGAAAAGAAAUCGUUCACCCUACGUUGCGGAUGUUUUGUUGGAAAAAGAAGGGAGAGAGGUCAUCUGUCAUGUCCCAAAUCUGGAUUGUGGAGGAAAAUGUGUCCCAGGUACCAAGAUUUUAAUGAAACCUGCUCGCGAUAGAAAAGGAAAAUUGGUUGGACCUGACGCCAAGAGUCCGAAAUAUGGGACUCCCAAAUGUGAAUUCAUCGCUCAGCUAAUUUAUGUGGAUGAGUCAGAUCUGGGUUACGAGCCAACUUGGGUGGGGGCACAUCCAUCCUUGGGGGAAAAGAUUGCAGAACAACUGGUGGAGGGCAACCUGCUUGGCCCAUCUUUUCCAGCCGUAGAAUCCUUCAAACGAGAGGUGAAGGAUAUUGGUGGCGCCAGCAUGAGAGCCGACUUUCUCAUUCAGCACAAGGAUCAAACGCUACCGCCUCGCAUUUUGGAAGUGAAAACUGUUGUCGAUACUGACUACAAGCUAGGCGCCACUCCAGAACGCGCAAAGUGUGUCUUUACGAGCAAAAAAGACCCGUAUAUCAGGACAGGAAUAUUUCCCUGGGGAAACUCGAACCAAAAGGGUCCUGAUGGCGAAAAUGUUGUUUCUGCUCGAGCCAUCAAGCACGUUCGGGAACUAACAAAGCUAGCAAACGACAAGAAGCAGAGUUUCCUUGCAACUGUUCUGUUCAUCGUCAUUCGAGAAGAUGCAAAGGUCUUUCGCCCAAAUCACGAGGCGUGUCCAUCCUUUGCACGGUAUCUAAAGGAAGCCGAGGAACAGGGAGUACAGCUGUUGGCCAAACGAGUUUGUUGGAAAGUGGAAGGCACUACUGCAAAGUGUUUCGAAAGCGACCUUUUGGACAUCGAAUGGCCCGCAAUAGAGUAG
Messenger RNA from Cylindrotheca closterium, 1107 nucleotides. NCBI's taxonomy places the organism in Eukaryota, Bacillariophyta, Bacillariophyceae, Bacillariales, Bacillariaceae. The record is from the annotation of a GenBank genome assembly.